Molecule: messenger RNA, 933 nt
Organism: Paramecium tetraurelia
Lineage: Eukaryota; Ciliophora; Oligohymenophorea; Peniculida; Parameciidae
Exons: 3
Source: RefSeq, a predicted model, not a curated record
AUGAAAAGUCAUAAGCAGUAGUAUUCUUUGAAAAUUACUGAAAACCCAGAUUUGUGGUUUAUUUCUAAUCCAGUAAAGAUGAGUACUGAGGAACAAAAGAGAUGUCGUUUUUCUAAAUUUACUAAUUUUGUCCAAAAUCGUGAUGAAUUAUUAGUUUAUUUAAAGUAGUUUCAAUACUUUGUAACUGUCGAUGCUCUCUACAUAGGGAUGUCUAACAAUUUUUAUUAAUCCACAGAUCUAAUUAUUGAGGCUAUUAUGACUCAAUUGAGACCAAAAGUCUUUGUAGCAUUAACAUAUAAUAACGAGGAACUUGCAGAAAUCUAUUUAAAUAAAUUAGAAACUUAGUUAGAAUAUAUACACUUGCAUUUAGAAACUUUAUGCGAGAACGAAUUAGCAAAAAGAACUCAAUUGGGAAAGGAAAUGGGAGCAUUCUUAAAUUCAGGCAAGCAGUACCACCUUAAAUGCAAAUAGAUUGUUAAGAUAUUAUUAUAUCAAGAUCCAAAAUAAAAUAAAUUUGUUUUAACAAGUUUACAGAGAAAUACUAAGAAUUUAGAAUUUUUGAAGAUAAAUUAUAUCCAAUUACAGAAGGAGAGGGAUACAUUUGAGCAGAUUAGACAGGAAAAAAAGGAUUAUUAGAACAAAUCUUCCCCAGAGCCAUAGAUGAAAUAGCGAUUGUUGAAAAGAGUUUAGGAUAAAAAAAUUAAAGUUCUCUAUGCCAUUACAGAAUAACAAUUAAAUUCUGAAAUAAGCGAUCCUGAAUGGAUUCUACAAAAGCCAGAAGUUUCUCCUCCAAAAUAAGAAGGAGAUGGUGGUGAUAAGGAACCAAAAGAAGGGAGAAAUGCAGAUGGUGAAGAGAGUGCUCCGAAAUUGAUAUCUAUAAUUUUUAAUGGACAAAGAAUGAAACUUCUAAAUAUAUGGCUUAAAUAUUUAUGA